AACCGCGUUUGCGAUGUUUGCCUAUGGAAGAAAAACAAAUCGAAAAUGGCGUCUCAAUAUCGUUUAAUCGUAUGAGUUUUGAAUUUGGAAUUUAGGUGUACUAAACCUUUGUCUCAGGAUUUAAGGAUGGCGGGUCAUGUUCCUGGAUCAUCGACCUCGUCAUCCGUUACUGAAGAGCUGUAUUUUCUCAUCGCCCGGUUUCUGUCUCAGGGCCCUUGUCGCGGUGCUGCAGAGGCAUUACAAAGAGAAUUGAAGGAAAACAAGCUUUUACCGAAAAGAAUCGACUGGGAGGGCACAGAACACGAAAGAAGUUAUGAAAAUUUGGUGGAUCUGAAUCGCCAUAUUAAAUCUGAUCACCUUCUAAAAAUAUGUCAGCGUUUGGGACCCCUAUUAGACAAGGAGGUAAAGCCCGGUGUGUGUGGGGUACAAUCUCUGCUAGGGGCUGGAAGCCAGUCUCUCCUCAGGACCAAAGAAGCGAUAGAGAAUCCAGUGUGGACCCCUCCCACCCAUGUUGUGACCCAUCAUCACCGCCCACUGUAUCCUCCCAAAAACCUGGUCUCUCCAUCGUUUUUGUAUGUGAUUCGUGCUCGGGAGAUGUCAGGACAGUCCCGGACGGACCACGCCUGUCCCAAUCACUUCUACACAAAGAUCAACAUGCACGCCCGCAAGCUGGGGCACCUGUCAGCCGUGUACUGUGUGUCCUUCGACAGAACGGGGAACUAUAUAUUCACUGGAGCGGAUGAUGCCCUCAUCAAAAUCUGGAAGGCCAGUAACGGAAGACUGUUGGCUACUCUCAGGGGACACAACUCUGAGAUAACAGACAUUGCUGUGAACCAUGAGAACACCCUGCUGGCCUCAGGGAGCUGUGACAAGACGAUAAGGGUGUGGUGUCUGAAGACCAAGGCCCCCAUAGCAGUGUUACAGAGCCACACAGGGACCAUCACCUCACUGCAGUUCUGUCCCCAGGCUCGGGGUGAGUCUCGGGUCCUCAUGUCUACGGGGGGAGAUGGCUGUGUCUGUUUCUGGGUGUGGGAUGUAACCACCAACACAUUCAAUCCUAAACCCCAUAAGUUCAUCGAGCGGUCCAGGGCGGGGGCCCAGAUGCUGUGUUCUUCCUUCAGCCCUGGGGGUGUGUUCUUAGCCACAGGGAGUGCUGACCAUGUAAUCAGGGUCUACUUCAUACACAACACAAAACCAGAGAAAAUCUCAGAACUGGAAUCACACACAGACAGGGUGGACAGUAUUUGUUACUGUAACCAUGGUAACAGGUUUGUCAGUGGGAGUAAGGAUGGAACAGCCAGGAUAUGGAGAUACGAAAGACAGGAAUGGCGGGCUGUGGUACUUUACAUGAACACAACACUGGAGAGCACAAACAAGAAUGAUUUGGAGGAUGUCAAGAGGUUUCGAGUGACGAUGGUUUCUUGGAACAUGGAUGACUCUCUGGUGAUAACAGCAGUCAGUGACUUCUCCAUCAAAGUGUGGAACUCUCACACAGGGAAUCUGGUUCACAUCCUCAAAGCACAUGAGGACGAGAUCUUUGUGUUGGAGCACAGUCCUGUGGAAUCACGGAUCAUGCUGAGUGCUGGACACGACGGCAAUAUAGCGAUCUGGGACCUACACAAGGGGAAGAAAAUCAAGUCUUUCUUUAACAUGAUUGAGGGUCAGGGACACGGUGCGGUGUUUGACUGUAAGUUUUCCCUGGACGGACUGAGCUAUGCUGCCACAGACUCUCACGGGCACCUGCUACUGUUUGGAUUUGGUUCCAAUGAAAAACAUAAAAAGAUCCCCGAGGAGGUGUUUUUCCACACAGAUUACCGACCACUGAUGCGUGACGCCAACAACUAUGUUCUGGAUGAGCAGACACAACAACCUCCCCACCUCAUGCCCCCUCCGUUUCUUGUGGACAUUGAUGGCAAUCCUUACCCCCCAAGGUUCCAGAAGCUGGUUCCAGGAAGGGAGCAAUGCAACAACGACCAACUGGUACCUCAGAUGCAAGUCAACGAAGAAGGUUCACAAGAGGUUGUGGGAGACCUUGAAGCUUUAAUAGAAGAGCACCCAGAAGAGCCCCAACCACUCCAACCACCUCAGCCAGCUGAUGUUCCUCCCCCUGAUGGCGUGGCCCAGGAUAACCGACCAAACAUUGAUAACAUGAUCCAACAGUUACAGAGGGAGCAGGAUCAGAGGAUAGCCAGAGAGGGGCGGGACCCACUAGCAAGUCCCCCUCCCCAGCUGGGCUCCCCAAGAGUCAAUAGGUCAAGUUCAGUUGUAAAUGUUGGGCUGAGGAGAACUGGUGAGAGAGAGGGGGUGCGGCAGUCACUUGGAAAUAUUUCCCAGAGGGCCACACAGUCGGACAUUGCUGCUCUGAGUCGCAGGGUGUUUGUCAAGGAGCUGGAUUCGGCCGCAUUGUUGCGAGAUGAAGACAUGAGAUUGGCAUACGCAAAUGAGGAGUCCAAAUAUUUUCUUGCAGAAAGGAAAAAGAAACCUUAUAACUUUGAUGCUGACAUUGAUGGUGGAUCACGAUUCAAAGCUCGACAGAAGAACAAAAGCAGAAGGGAAAAUGUGAGCAGUCAACGAGAGAAUGAGGAAGUAGCGACCAAUCGGCUGGUGACGCGAGCUCUUUACGACACGGAGGAGGAAGAGGAGGAAGAAAAUGGGGAUGUGUCUGAUGCUUUCUUCAGCAGCGACAAUGAAAAUGAUGAAGGAGAGUCCAGCGAGUACUCGGACUGGGUGGGAGACGCUGGGGUCAGUCUUCAGCCUCCCAAACGCAAGUCCAAACGACAGGUCAAGCGGCGGAAGCUGUCCUCAUCAGAAGAUGAUGAGGAGGUGGAAGUUGUGGAUGAUGAUGAUGAUGACAAUUAUGAUGAAGACAGCACGCGAGACUCGGCCAGAAGUUCUAGCAGUCGUAGACAGCAGCCCAAGAGGAAAAAACCGCCCCCACCCACACGCAAAAAGCCCUCCAAAAACAAACGAAGGAAAGAAAAGAUUGUCAAAAAAAUGGAGGACAUCACAGAACUUCCGGAGGAAUUCCGUCCUCCAGAAUGGCUGACCGAUGUAAUUCCCAGGAAGUCCCCCUAUGUACCUCAGAUGGGGGAUGAUGUCAUGUACUUCAAACAAGGGCAUGAACUCUACCUCUUAGCUGCGAAGAAGCGUAACGUCUAUCACGUGGAUCUCAGAAAAAACCAGCCGUGGCAUGCCAAUCCAAAUCUCAGGGAACAAGAGCACAUGAAGAUCGUUGGGAUUAAGUAUGAAGUUCGUCCACCUCGCCUUUGUUGUCUGAAAAUGGCGUACGUUGACCCAGCAACUGGAAAACCAACCCGUAACUCUUUCACAUUCAAAUAUCAUGACAUGCCUGAUGUCAUUGACUUCAUUGUCCUUAAACAAGCCUAUGAUACUGCCAUGAGGAGAAACUGGAAAGCAGGGGACAGAUUUCGGUCCAUGAUUGACGAUGCCUGGUGGUUUGGUACGAUUGCUAGUCAGAGUCCAUAUGAAGCCAUCUAUCCAGACAGCAUGUUUCAAUGCUUCAUUGUCAACUGGGAUAACGGGGAGACCGAGCGACUGAGCCCUUGGGACAUGGAGCCAGUUAAUGAAGAGCAUCGGCCCGAUCGUAACGAAACUUGGAUCCCUGUCCAGCCGGAGGAGUUACGGUCCUUGAUGUACACGCCGGUGGAGGGGGAGUGGCCUCCGUGUGGGCGUGACGCUGAGUGUGACCGCAUCGCCCACGGAAUGGAGAGCAUCAUGCAGCACUCCAUAGCCGAACAGUUCCUGACUCCGGUUGACCUCAAUGUGUUCCCAAUCUAUGGCAUUAUCAUCGAGUACCUCAUAGAUCUCACCACCAUCAAAUCCAGACUGGAAAAUCGAUUUUACAGGAGAGUGAGUGCCUUGCAGUUUGAUAUAAGAUACAUUGAACACAAUGCUAAAGCAUUCAAUGAGCCGGGUACACCAAUAGUGAAGAGUGCGAGGAUUCUGACGGAGGCAUUACUCAGGUUCACUAGUGACACAGACUGUACUGAUCCGAUGCCUAUCCUCAAUCAGCUGUGUCACCAGGAGAAAGUUGGGGGCGUGUCCUCAGGAAGUGACACGGAGGACACCGCCGACUCCAGCAAACACAAGCAUGCAAAUGAAGAUCAGCCAGGAACCAGCUCCAAGAAGAAACCUGCAGCGGCUCCAGUGAGCAACAAAAACCCAGAUUCCUGGAAGUCUGAGUGCCUGACUCUUCUGGAGACGAUAUUCCAGUGUGAAGAUUCUAGUCCUUUCAGAUUUCCUGUUGAUCCAGAUGAAAUUCCAGAGUACUUUGACGUCAUAGAGAACCCAAUGGAUCUGUCCACAGUGAAGGAGAACCUGCUCAGUGACAAGUACUCCAACCCCAACAGUCUGUUCCGCGACCUCCGACUCAUAUUCUCCAACUCCAGGACCUUCAACACCAAUAAGAGAUCUAGAAUUUAUGCCAUGACGUUGAGGUUGUCUGCCAUGGUUGAGGAGAAAAUGAAAGAGAUUAUAAAUAGUUGGAACUCUGCCGUCAAGCACAAGAAGAGCUCGCCUCGGCAGACUGCAAGCAAUUUCACCUCCAUUGCACACAGCAGUAGGAGUAUCAGAAGUCAGCCACGCCGAAUGGCUGCCACUGCGGCAUCGUCAAGUAUCAGAGCCAGCUCACGCCAUAACGGGGCAGGUCCAUCAACCGCAGAAAGUACCGCCGCAUCUCACUCAGAUCUCAACACAUCAGCCACCACCAUCGAGGUGGAUGAGGCUGAUCUGGAGGAUGACGACGACGAAGAUUACCAACCAAUCAAACCAAAGACCUCCUCACCCAGAAAGAGGCCAGUGAGGGUCCCUAAGCCAGUGGAGGAAAGCAACCAUUUUGACUCAGAUACAGAAUUAGAGGACGAGAUAGAGGAAGUGGAUGAGGACAAGACAGAGAGCGAGGAGGAGGAAGAGGAGGAGCCGGCAGUGAGGAACAUCGCUAGGUCAAGUAGACACAGAGGAAAAAGGCCGCUGACAAAUGGCAACUCAAGUAAUCACUACACAACACGUGCUGCCACAGGAUCCAUCAAGGUCAAACAUUUCAAAAAAAGUGGGUCAUACUCUGAAUCGGAGUCUCAGUCCAGUGACAAUGAUGAGGUGGUGGUGGUAGCAGCAUCUCAUGAAUCCUCAUCAUCUUCAUCAUCAUCUUCAUCAUCAUCGUCGGGCUCUGACACAGAGACCGACCCUAAAUCAAGUGACUCGGAAAACAGCCCCAAAACUCGCUCAAAGCGAAUAGCUCCACGUCUACGGACAGAGGUAGACUCGAGCAAGGGCCGAGCAAAGAAUUCUCAGAAACAGAAGGGACAAGAAAAGACUAAUAGCUCAGGGACUCGACGCACUAGAAAUCAGGGAAAACGAACUGUUCGUUACGAAGAAGACAGUGAUUACGAGUGUGGGGAUGGUGGGGCAUCAUCCUCAUACAGGACUCGGAAAAAGGCUCGCUAUGUCUCGCCCGAGAACAGUGACUCAGAAUCUGAUGGAACCUCAGAGGUCAUGAGAAGUAGUCGGGGUCGAAUACGUAAGCUCACACCUCGAGCCAGAGCAAGUCUUCGACAAUAAUGGCAGCUUGAUCAUUCACACCAAAUCAUUGUUAAUUGAUCAAAGUGUUUUUUUUUGGUUUAUUUCCUAAAACUGGUGAUUAAAACACAUAACAUUUAUAUAUUCUCAAAUUUUAAACAAGCUGUAACUAAACAAUAUAUCUACAUGUAUCAGUUGUUCAAGAUUUGUGGCAUAAUAGGCUUUAUUAACUUUCCGAUCCUGUCUCCAGCAGUUGAUGCAGUCAAUUUUUAUAAAACAGUAAGCAUGUUAUGUAAAAGUUAAAAGUAGUUAGAAUUAGAUUUCAAAUUAAUUUCACUUAGGGUUGGAAAAAAAAUAUUUAUCCUUUCAUGUGACAUAAGGAACUGCAUGAAUAUUUGUGACACUAAUUUGAAAAGACUUGAUAAUCAAUAAUAAUCAAAAGCAUGUCUAUAAAUUUUUUAAAAACUAUUUUAUUUACCAUCAAAUAGAAGGAAUCUUUAUACAACUUAGAAAAAGUUUUUUUUUUUAAAUUUCAAAAGUGGUCACAGGACUUUUAAAAGUGACUCCAUUUUUUGGUAUCUUUGUUAAUACAAGUGGAAUAUGUUUCUCAUAAAGUGCUUUAGAGAUUCUGUAACUCCACAUUUAGAGAUUCUGUAACUCCACAUCUCUCAGAAUUCUGAUUGCCUCUGUUUAAAUCUAGAAAUGUGUUCAUUUGAUAUUUCUGGUCAAUUCAAAUGUGUGGUGCUUGUGUUAAAAGAGAAAAGAGAGAUGACAUGAACGGAGGGAAAUUGUGUAACCAUACCAGUACAUAAGAUUAAGGUCUCUUGGUGGGUCUUCCAUUCUAUACAUCAUUUUACCAUGUCCAAUGAUUUUCAGGAGAUAUUGCUGUGCGAGAUGCAAUAGAAAAGUGCCAAAUACCAUAUUUCAUUGAAUCUUUUUCUUCAGAACUUCUAUGCAAGUUCUCAUACAAGUGCUUGUCAUCAAAAUAUAAGUAGUUAAUCUAGAUAUCAAAUAUUUGUUUAUUAUAUAAUUUAAACUUGCUAAUGGAAUUUCCAUUUCUGUCUAAAAGUUUCUACCGUCUUUAAUUUCCCCCCAUUUUAACAGCUUGAUUUCUUGAUAUAAACAUUUUUCAUAUACCAUGUAUACGUAUACUUUUAUACCAAAUUAAAAUUUUUAAGUUGAUUCCACAUUUUUUUAAAAGCUCAAUGAUCUACAUGUAUAUAACUGUCUGCUGAAGUUUUCCUUAAUGAUUAAGCUAUAUAAAACUGUACCAAAGUUUUGUAUAUUUGACUUCAAACCAAGCACAGUUUUUUUUCAUUUAAUAAUUGCUGUUGAGUUGAUGUUUUGUAGUUAAAGUAUUUCUUUUUCAGUACAAAUUGCUCAGAAAACAUAAGAAAACAAGAAUCAAAAUCUUACUUCAUGUAAUGAGUCUUUAACUAUAUAUUAUUCAUGGAACUCUUUUUUGUUUGGAGGGGAUGGGUGGGCACCAUAUUUUGAUCUCAUAGCCUGAAUGCAUGCGUGCGUGUUGAAACAGAGUGAAGAUCGGUCGCUGAUUGACUGACGGCUUGUGUAAGAUUUUUUCUGUUAUUUUUGUGUUGAAAAAAGUUGUUGCUUUAUUAUACAUUUACAAAUUUUUGAUAACAUUUAAAUAUAAUAAACAAAAGAAAUCAAA
Messenger RNA from Magallana angulata, 7207 nucleotides. RefSeq names its product bromodomain and WD repeat-containing protein 3-like. The record is from RefSeq and is a predicted model, not a curated record. Gene Ontology annotation, molecular function: protein binding. Lineage: Eukaryota; Metazoa; Mollusca; Bivalvia; Ostreida; Ostreidae. Bases 127 to 5577 code for a protein of 1816 amino acids. Gene Ontology annotation, cellular component: nucleus. Gene Ontology annotation, biological process: cytoskeleton organization; regulation of transcription by RNA polymerase II; regulation of cell shape. The transcript is spliced from 35 exons.